Molecule: messenger RNA, 1973 nt
Organism: Dioscorea cayenensis subsp. rotundata (Guinea yam)
Lineage: Eukaryota; Viridiplantae; Streptophyta; Magnoliopsida; Dioscoreales; Dioscoreaceae
Product: polygalacturonase 1 beta-like protein 2
Exons: 1
Coding region: 10-1848 (612 amino acids)
Source: RefSeq, a predicted model, not a curated record
AACAAAACCAUGUCUUUCACUAGAAACAACCUUUUUACAUUUUUCACCUUGUUCUUCUUCUUCUUCUUCGUCAAUGUUGAUCACUCACUUCAAUCAAACACAUUCAGCAUCAGCAACAUCAAUCCUUUGUCUCCUCAAGCUUCUCUUCGCCGGCACUGGUCCCGUCUCUUCCCGUCCAUUACUAUCCCUGGUUUCUUACUCUCCAAAUCAUCGCCGUUAAACGCCAGCCAAGUUGCCGUCUUCUCCAACUACCUUCACUCCGGCAACCUCCACUCUCACUUCCCCUCCUUCUGCUCCGCAGCCAACCUCUUCUGUGACUUCUCUAACUCUCCUCUCUUUAAUCAUCAUCAUCUUCAUGCCAACACUGAAUUCAAGAACUACAAGAACAUGGAGUUCAAGAAGUACCAGAAGGAGUGCUUAUUAAGUGGUCAAUCAUUCAAGAACUAUUCUUCAGGGGAAAACGUUGGCCAUGAUUUCUUUUCCAAUUAUGGUCAAGAGAACACUGGAAGUAGAGAAGAGUUCACUGGUUAUGCAGGGAAAACAAAUGUAGGUGGUUCUGGAUUCACAAAUUAUGCAACUGAUAGCAAUGGUGAGGCUUCUGAUUUCAAGCUCUACGGAGGCCAAAGCAACCUCCAAGGUCAUCAGUUCAAGAACUACGGCUCCGACAGCAGUGCCGGUGUUCAAAGUUUCACUUCCUACUCCGAAGACUCCAAUGUCGUCAAGCAUGGAUUCAAGGCUUACGGUUCGAAAGCGAAUGCGAUCUUGAAUCAGUUCUCUUCAUACUCAACUCAAUCCAAUAUGGCGAAGAACGAGUUCAAGUUGUAUAACGAGGCCGGCAACGGAGCGAUAGACCUGUUCAAGGGUUACGCCGGAGCGACGAAUGUCGGUAAGAAUGAAUUCCAAGCAUAUGAUGUUGUAGCUAAUGGAGGGGUGGAGCAGUUCAUGGGCUAUGGAGGAGAUGGAGCAAAUGUGCCAAAGAAUGUCUUCAAAUCAUAUGGAAAAGGGACAAACACACCGGUUGAGAUCUUCACAAACUAUGGGAAUUCUUCAGGCCCUUCAACCACUAAAUUUGUUGAGUAUGGCAAAGAUGCCAUUGGAGUAGCUUCGACGAAAUUCUCGACGUAUCUCGGCAAUGAAACUAGUUCAUCAUUCAAAGAUUACUUCAAUUCAGUAACAAGUUUCAAUGGUUACAACAAUACUAGCAGUACUUCUUCUGUGGAGCCAGGGAAGUUCUUUAGAAGAAGAGAUAUAACUGAAGGGAAGGUGAUAGUGAUGCCGGAUAUUAGAGAUAAGAUGCCGAAGAGAUCGUUCUUGCCACGAGCAUUGGCGAAGCUAUUGCCGAUGAGGUCUGGUGUGUUUAUGAGUAAAAUGCCGGAAGCGAAAACUGUGAUCGACAGGACAAUUUGGGAGUGUGAGAGAGCAGGAGCUAAAGGAGAGACUAAGAGAUGUGUUAGCACUAUUGAGGAGAUGUCGGAGUUUGCAUCGGAGAUGAUCGGAAAGAGAGCAAGAGUGAGGACAACGGAGAGCACGGUGGGGUCAGGGAUGGAGGUGGAGGUGAGGAAAGUGAAGGGAGGGGAGGAAGUAAAGGUGGUAUCAUGCCAUCAGAGUAUGUUUCCAUAUUUGGUGUAUUACUGCCAUGCAGUGCCUAGGGUUGAAGGGUAUGAAGUGGAGGUGAAGGUGGUGGGGAUGAAGGAGGAGAUGGUGAAUGUUGGAGUGGUGGUUUGCCACGUGGACACUAGUGAGUGGAGUGAAGGGCAUGAAGCGUUCAUGGCGUUAGGGUUUGGUCCCGGGAAGAUUGAGGUUUGUCAUUGGAUCUAUGAGAAUGAUCUUGCUUGGUUUCCAUGGUGAUUCAUUUUUGUUUUUUUUUCCUUUGUUUUGUGUUUAAUGUGAUGGGAUGAGAGUUUUGUACUCUGAUUUUUAAUUUUUAUUUUAAUGAAUUAUGAAAAAAAAAAUUUGUGGUUUUUUUGUGUUUA